AGCUUCGCUACUGGACUCUUGGCACGGUCGAGCCGCAGUUCGCUCUGAGCUGUCACCGUCCUCGGUCCUCCAUAGGCUUGUAACAUACAGAGAAUACAAUUAUGAGCGAGUUCGAUGCUUUAUAGUGUUGUGAGAGCAAAUGAGGGACAAUUGGUUACGGCAAAGAUGAGUUGUCAACGCAAUUCCAAUAGAAUUACAGUACCAGAUGAUCUAAGGGAAAUUCUUCUGGAGUUCACAAUUAGCUAUCUUCUUCAACAGCCUGGAGAUAUUAUUGAUUACGCUCUGGAAUUCUUCACUAGACUCAGAGAGAAUCGACAGAACCAACUAAUUCAGUCAGGACAAACGUGUACUUCCACACCUGAUGAAUCUGUUGAUGAAGAACCACCGGUCGCCAAGUUCGCCUCCAGGAGGAAGAGCGUCUUCGCGGAAACAUACAAUCCCGAAGACGACGAGGAGGAGGAUGGUGUUAAGAGCGUCCAUCCAAAGAGCGACGAACAGCGACAACGGCUCGGCGAGAGCGUCAGAAACAUUCUCCUCUUCCGCUCUUUAGAUAAGGAACAAAUGGCAGGUGUGCUAGAUGCGAUGUUUGAGAAGACUGUUCAAAGUGGAGAAUUCAUUAUCCGGCAAGGUGACGAUGGCGACAAUUUCUACGUCAUCGAAAAAGGCAGAUUCGAGGUACACGUAAAAGACACGUUGAUUCAUACGUACGAUAACAGCGGGGCAUUCGGCGAAUUGGCUCUUUUGUAUAACAUGCCUCGAGCUGCCACGGUCAAAGCUAUCUCACCAGGCACCCUGUGGGCCAUGGACAGACAGACUUUCCGACGCAUUCUUCUCAAGUCCGCCUACAAGAAGCGCAAGAUGUACGAGGAUCUCAUCAACAAAGUUCCCAUGCUCAAAUCCCUCGAGCCCUACGAGCGGAUGAAUCUUGCCGACGCUCUUAUUCCGAAGCACUUCUCGGACGGCCAGCAAAUUAUCAAACAGGGUGAUAUAGCAGAUGGAAUGUAUUUUGUCGAACAGGGUGUCGUUAGAAUUACGAUUGUUGGUGAUAAUGGCAAGGAAGUCGAGGUAAAUCGUAUACCGGCUGGUGGUUACUUGGGUGAACUUGCGCUUGUCACUCACAAACCUCGAGCAGCUUCUGCAUACGCCGUAGGCUCUGUGAAUUUAGCCUUCUUGGACGUUGAAGCAUUUGAGCGUUUGCUAGGCCCUUGCAUGGAGCUGAUGAAGCGUAACAUAGAUGAUUACGAAGAUCAAUUAAUCAAAAUAUUUGGCAGCAAAACCGAGAUAUCCGACAUCCGAUGAAUCGAUGCGCGCGAUGUAAUCCGUAAAAAUCGCUGUAUGAGAGAACAACACAUAACAACAAAUAUCAGAUCCCACAGCGAGGCACAAACUCUAAACUAUCCGUUUGUGAAUCUUCAUCCACGUACUUUAAGAGUCUUUUUAAGGCGAAGAUCUUAUGACUGUCCACUAGACAUUGUAUGAUUCUAUCAUUAGUAGCUGCAGCAUUUACACCUACUAUUAAUGAAUAUCCAAGAAAACUAACAUAACAAAAAAAGCAAAACAAAAAAAAAGAAUAAUAAUAACGCAGACAAAAACAACACACAGUCCUUAAUAUGUACGACACGCCAUGAGAAUAUCUGUAAAGACUGUAUUAGAUUGGAAAGUAUUACAGUUUUUGUAAGAUCGAAGCUUCGCAUCACGGAUAUCUAAGUUUGAUUUUUUAAUUAAGUUGUUAGUGCCAUCGUCAUUAUUGACUUAUUGUAAAGCCUUUGUUGUUGCAAUUGAAUUUUUGUCAUUUUUAAAUCGAAACCAAGAUAGAGAAGGAAAGAAAAAGAGAAAACAGAAGAGAGAGAGAGAGAGAGAGCGAGAGCGAGAGAGAGAGAGAGAGAGAGAGAGAGAGAGAGAGAGAGAGAGAGAGAGAGAGAGAGAAAGAGAGAGAGACAAAGACAAAGACAAAGACAAAGACAAAGACAAAGACAAAGACAAAGACAAAUAGGAGUCCAAUAGGUUGAAAAACCGUAGUAGAGCAAUUAUAAUUUUGAUUGAAAUCGGUGCUAAACUGUUCCAAGAAGAGACGCAUCUAGCGAGCCGCUGACAGAACUUUGAUUUUUCCGUAGUAGAAGAGCCCCAAGGAACACUUGUUAUCGAAAGUAAGAUUUCUGAAAAGAAAAAAUAAAUUGCCAUGGUUUAUGUGACAAAACCAAAACAAUUGAGUUCAUGGCAGGGCCAAAACCAGUGAUAUAGCACUGAACAUAUCAGUUGCCUGCUUCAUCGUGUCUUCUACCUUCGAUUUCCUAUUCUAUCUGUUACAUGUAUC
This is a messenger RNA of Phymastichus coffea, 2314 nucleotides long. RefSeq names its product cAMP-dependent protein kinase type II regulatory subunit (gene Pka-R2). The transcript has 9 exons. NCBI's taxonomy places the organism in Eukaryota, Metazoa, Arthropoda, Insecta, Hymenoptera, Eulophidae. The record is from RefSeq and is a predicted model, not a curated record. Bases 115 to 1299 code for a protein of 394 amino acids.